UUAAUGUCAGACGCUCCAAGAGUAAUGAAUAAUAAAAUAAUAGAAAUUAUUUUUUAGAAAUACUUCUAACCAGCCCUAAUAAUCCAAUGUUAUAAAAUAAGUUGAUGAAUAAUCAAAUCAAGAGACAAAUGUUUUACCUAUAAAUUAAACAAAAGACUUAAAUUAAUUAGGAUUAGAUUUUGUAUAAGCCGGAGAAGUAGCAUUAUAAUAGGUAAAUGUUGUGUGUUAUAAUGGUGUAUAACAAUUCUAGGGAUUAUUGGUAGCUACAAAUUAUUAGGUAAUAUUUUUAUUAAUAAAAGAUUGUUUUCUUGCCUUAAAGAUUUCCUAUGGAGUUCAAAAAGAAUUACUUUUAAGUACCUUAUACAUUUUUGAUAAAAGUGGAUAGAACUAUUGAUAAGAAGUAAAAUGAUUCAAAUUUAAUUGAGAUAUCAUCAAAAGAUGGUAGAUACUUUAGAUAUAGAUUUUAGAGAGAGCAAAGUGAUGAUUGUGCAUGUCUAUUUAAUUUGAUUAAUAAAAAUGCUUAUACUUUAUAGAAGACAACAUUAUUUGCAUUUACAUAUUAUAAAGAAAUGUAGAAUUUGGAGAAUGAAUUUUAAGGAUGGAAAAUAUAUAAUAUUGAAAAAGACUUUGAGAGAAUGGGAAUUAUAGUAUAAUAAGAAAAUCAGCAAUAAUAAAUUAAUGGAUUAUUUAAAUAUUUGAAUAAUGAAGGUGGAUAGAUAUGUGCAACAUAUUACAAUAGAUUAAUUGUACCUUCUAAAGUUGAUAUGGAUUGUAUAUAGAAGACAGCUAAAUUUAGAUCAAAGGAGAGAAUACCAAUUUUAUCAUAUGCAUUUUAAGUAAAUGGAAAGAUUGUGUCAUUGUGGAGAAGUGCAUAAUGUAGAAUAGGAAUAGGUUAAAUAAGAUCAUUAGAAGAUGAAUUAUAUUUAAAAUAGAUGUCUUAAUAAAUGGUUGAUGAACAAGAUAAUUAAUAAGAAGAAAUUCGAUUAAAAAUAUAUGAUGCUCGUUCAGAUGUUAAUUCUAUAGGAUAAUAAGUUGCUGGUAAGGGUUUUGAGAUUCCAAUUUAUUAUAAAAGUUGCAGUCUUGAAUUUCUAGAAAUAUAGAGUAUACAUAAAGUUAGAGAAUCUUAAAUGAAGUUAUUGAAAAAUUCAUUUAGGUAAAAAGUUUGUAUAAUUAUAAUAGUGAGACUAUUUAAUUUAUUUCAUAAUUAGAAAUAUCUAUUUGGUAUGAACAUAUAGUAUCUCUUAUAUAAGGUGCUGUUAGAAUAGCAUUAAGUUUAACAAGAGAGAAAUUGAAUGUGUUAGUUCAUUGUAAUGAUGGAUGGGAUAAAACACCUUAAUUAAUAUCAUUAGUAUAGAUAAUGAUAGAUGGAUAUUACAGAACAUUUGAUGGAUUUAUGAUAUUAAUAUAAAAGGAAUGGAUUAAUAAUGGACAUUAAUUUUGUUAGAGAUCUGCAAUUGGUAAUAAAUAACAUAGUGAUGAUUGUCGAUCACCAAUAUUCUUUUAGUUUUUAGAUUGUGUUUAUUAAAUGUAAUAAUUAUAUCCAUUAUCUUUCGAAUUUAAUGUUAAAUUAUUACUAGAUUUAGCAUAUCAUAAUAUGUCUUCUCUUUUUGGAAAUUUCAUAUGUGACUCUUAUUUGGUAUUGAUUCUCAUUUUAUGAAUUAAUUUUAGGAAAUUCAAAAAUAAAAAGUAAUGGAAUCAACAGUAUCCAUUUGGUCUUGGAUGAUGAAAUAUAAAGAUAAAUAUAAAAAUGCAUUUUAUUUGAAUCCUGCUUCAAUUGAAUAAGAAGUUAUUAUUCCUGAAUAAUUUACAGGGAAAUCUGUGAAAUUCUGGUAAGAAUAUUUUCUUAAUUAUUCUCCUGAAUAUAAUGAUGUUUAUGGGAUACAUCCUUCAUCUAUAUUUACAAGGUAAUUUAAGAUUAUAUUUAUUUAUUUAGAGAUAAUUUAUAGGAAAUGUAUAAGAGUUUAGCUAAAGAAAAUCAAGUUUUGAGAUUGGCUUAAAUGGAUCAAGAGAAAUUGGCUCAUUUGAACUAAUAGAAGUUUAAUUAACUAAUUCAAAUCAUUUAGGAAACAUAAAAUGAGAAAAUCAUUGAAAAAAUUGAAUCGAUUCAACUUACAUGAUA
Paramecium pentaurelia is the source of this 2119-nucleotide messenger RNA. The record is from the annotation of a GenBank genome assembly. Lineage: Eukaryota; Ciliophora; Oligohymenophorea; Peniculida; Parameciidae.